AUGGAGGUGGAAACGGAGGAUCAAACGCAGGGUGAUCACCCGAAUCAAGCGGAGGAGGAACAAAACCCUGUUAACCGCAAGGAUGAACAGGAUGACCACUUCGAGAGGGAGCACAACUUCCUCGACUUCGAAAACAUUCUACUAGACGUGAGGCUCAGGAAGGCAAUCCUUUACCUGUUCAAAUACAAGUACCCAACCAAAAUACAGAAGGAAGCCAUUCCACAUAUACUCCACGGGAAGGAUGUCAUCAUAAGUUCGAAAACUGGAUCAGGGAAAACCAUGGCCUACCUCAUCCCACUAGUACAGAACAUACUGAAGUCAAACAUAAAUGAAAAGGAGUCUUUAAAGUUUUUUUAUAAAGGAAUAAUUCUUGCUCCCACAGAAGAACUGUGCCUACAGAUACACCAAGUCGCACAGACAUUAAGCUCCUACGUGAAAAAUAUGUUGUCCUUUGAUCACAAUAUUAACAGAACGUUUUAUGACCAUCCAACUGUUUUAGUAACUACCCCUAGACAUCUGUACAACCACACUGUGGAGUGUAAAAAAAAGUAUAAUUUAGACAUAUUAUCUAACUUAAAAAUUCUUGUUGUAGAUGAAGCAGAUAUUUUGCAUAGCAAAGAAUUUCAAAAGUGGAUGAACCUUUUGGCUAGUUACCACUUACCAAAAAAUUAUUCCAAAAAAUAUCAAAUUGUCAUGGCAUCUGCUACACUCAAGGAGACGAUCGUGGAGAAGACAAAACUUUUUUUACAUGACCCUGUUUUUUUAAGUGCAGAAUUGGACAAAAGUAUAAGUCCCUCCACUUGCACCUCUGCUAAUGUAGAUUACCCAGAUGGCCACCAUAGUAAGGAUAGUUCCAACAGAGACAGUACUAAUGUACCCCUUAGAAGCGGCAAGUUGAGUGAUUCUUCUGAACCGUCCCAAUUGAAGGAACCCCUCCUACAUCAUCAAUUCAGAGGAAAAUCAUUUUGGUAUUUCUACCCUGAUGAAACGACCAAAUAUAUUUACCUGUACAACCUUAUAAAUGAUAAAAUAAUUUUGCGCAAGUCAAUUAUUUUUACUUCAACCAUUCAUGAUGCAUACAAGAUAAAGAUUUUUUUAACGUACUUUGAUAUACCUUCUUCCAUCCUUAACCCAAAUCACCCUAUUUUGGUAAGGCAGAAUAUCAUUUUCGCGUUCAACAAUUAUAAAAUCUUCUUUUUAAUAUGCCCUCAAUAUGAGAAAAAUUCUGCAGGGAGGGGGGGGAAGGCCGAUAUGAGUGACAUGGGUGACACGGGCGACACUGCAAGUGUUCACAGUGGAGGGGACACAGAUGAUAUGGACCUUUCGAUUAACCAUGACAGCAUCCCCCAUGAUGUGGAUACUGACGAGACAGGUCACGGCGAGGAAGACACAUGCAACCAGGACAUCGCGAGUCUCGACCAGGAUGAUGCGUGUGAACAGAACGACACGUGUGAGCAAGAUGAAGCGUGUGAGAAAGAUGAUGCGUGUGAGGAAGAUGAAGCGGGUCUCGACCAAGACGAUGCGAGCAACUUCGACGACCAUAGCAGUGAUGAGAAGGAUUUCUUGUACAACCGUGGGCUCGACUUCCAGGGAGUGCACUGCGUGGUUAACUUCGACAUGCCCCUGGACACAAAGACAUUCGUGCACCGAGUGGGAAGGACCUGCAGACUGAACAACAAGGGGAUCAGCAUUUCCUUCAUCAACGAAAAUAAAUCCGCAGAAAAAAACAUCCUCCAAAAAAUAUGCGCCAAAAAUAUAUGCACCAUAAGUCAGAGGACGGUGUCGCAAAAGAAGGUCGAGAUGUACAGGUACCGAGUAGAGUCCAUGCUUAGCAAAUGCACCAACAAAAGAGUGAAACAAUUUAUUCAAAAGGAAAUCCUCUAUCAAUCUUUGAAGUCUAAGGAGCUGAAAGAAUUUUUCAACUCCAAUGAAGAAGAGAAAAGGGCCAUCAACAAAGUUGUAAAAUAUUUUAAUACACAUGUCGUGCCACAUAAACUGAUUAAGGAUAGAUUGAAAAACUUAUUCUUGAAGAAGGAAAAGAAGAAGGGGGUCCAGAAAAAGGGGAUAAACAAAAAUGGGAAUGAAAGUGCAAAUAUAAGGAUGGAUAGGAAAAACAGGCAUCACAAUGGAAAGAGCAAUAGAAGAGAGGAUGAGAAAGGAGGAGCGCAACAGCACUAUGUUAAAAGUAAGAGCAACGGGUUCGUGAUCACUGAACAGGCAUAUGAGGAUCAGCUAAGAAAGGAACCAGAGGCAGAAGUGGCCGACCCAACCAAGCUUCCUCCUAUUUAUGGAAAGCGCUUGCGAAAUUAUGUUUACAGCAAGUACGUAAUCGGAAAACGGCGGAUGGGGGGAAGGGCCAAUAGUGGAAGGAACAAUAAUGGAGGGACCAGGAAUGGAGGAACUACAGGUGGAAGAUCGAACGGUGGAAGGUCAAAUGUUAGUGGAUCGCACAGACGGACCACGCAUAAUGGAAAGCCCAAUGGUGGCAAUUUCGCGCACAAGAAUAGGCGACACGGUAGUGCCACUACCCAAAAGGCCUAA
Molecule: messenger RNA, 2541 nt
Organism: Plasmodium knowlesi strain H
Lineage: Eukaryota; Apicomplexa; Aconoidasida; Haemosporida; Plasmodiidae
Product: ATP-dependent RNA helicase DBP9, putative
Exons: 1
Coding region: 1-2541 (846 amino acids)
Cellular component (GO): nucleolus
Molecular function (GO): ATP binding; nucleic acid binding
Source: RefSeq, a predicted model, not a curated record